Molecule: messenger RNA, 4233 nt
Organism: Enhydra lutris kenyoni (northern sea otter)
Lineage: Eukaryota; Metazoa; Chordata; Mammalia; Carnivora; Mustelidae
Product: F-box protein 25
Exons: 10
Coding region: 88-1161 (357 amino acids)
Biological process (GO): protein ubiquitination
Cellular component (GO): SCF ubiquitin ligase complex; cytoplasm; nucleus
Molecular function (GO): protein binding
Source: RefSeq, a predicted model, not a curated record
GGGCGUCUGCACUCCCGCGGGGACUGAGGCGGCGCGCGCUCCAGGUGGGGACGGCGAACCCUCAGCCCUCCCCGCGCCAGGAGAACUAUGCCAUUUUUGGGUCAGGACUGGAGAUCUCCUGGAUGGAGCUGGAUUAAGACAGAAGAUGGCUGGAAGCGAUGCGAAUCCUGGAGUCGGGACCUGGAGAGAGAGAAUAACCCACGUGCUCUCACUCACAGUGUUAUCUUAAAUAGUGAUGAUGAAGAAAUAUUCAGUAACGAAGAGCAGGAAUACACGUCCAAAAAGAGGAAAAAGGAUCAUUUUAGAAAUGAUACAAAUGCUCAAUGUUUUUAUCGUGAGAAAUGGAUCUAUGUCCAUAAAGAAAGCACGAGAGAAAGGCACGGCUACUGUACUCUGGGAGAGGCUUUCAACCGCUUAGACUUCUCGAGUGCAAUUCAGGACAUUCGGAGAUUCACUUACGUGGUCAAACUCCUGCAGCUGAUUGCGAAAUCCCAGUUAACGUCACUGAGCGGCGUGGCGCAGAAGAACUACUUCAACGUUUUGGACAAAAUUGUCCAGAAGGUCCUUGACGACCACCAGAACCCCCGGCUCAUCAAGGACCUCCUCCAGGACCUGAGCUCCACCCUCUGCAUCCUCCUCCGGGGUGUCGGGAAGUCCGUGCUAGUGGGAAACAUCAACAUCUGGGUCUGCCGUCUGGAGACCGUGCUCCGCUGGCAGGAGCAGCUGCAGGAUCUGCAGGUCACUAAGGUGAACAACGGCCUCACACUCAGUGACCUCCCUUUGCAUAUGCUCAACAACAUCUUGUACAGAUUCUCCGAUGGCUGGGACAUCGUCACGCUGGGCCAGGUGACGCCAACACUGUCCAUGCUCAGUGAGGACAGACGUCUGUGGAAGAAACUCUGUCAGUACCACUUCGCCGAGAAGCAGUUCUGCAGGCACCUGAUUGUGUCGGAGAAGGGCCACGUGGAGUGGAAGCUGAUGUACUUCGCGCUGCAGAAGCACUACCCGCCGCGGGAGCAGUACGGGGACACGCUGCACUUCUGCCGCCAUUGCAGCAUCCUCUUCUGGAAGGACUCGGGGCACCCCUGCACCGCCGCUGACCCCGACAGCUGCUUCAUGCCUGUGUCCCCACAGCACUUCAUCGACCUGUUCAAGUUUUGAAGGUGGAAGGGGCUCGCUGUGCUGUGCUGUCACCAGGGAGCGACAGGAGCCUGGAGAACGCGCCUCCCCCUCCCUGCACGGACAGGCCACAGGGCGUUGGUUUGUUCUGAAAGGGGGUCAGGGAACCCAAGCAAAAUCAUUUCACUUUCUCUAAAAUUCUCUUCGUUUAAGCCUGUGACGGUUUGCAACGUUGUGUGUUUAUUAAUAUGGCUCAGUAAGGUCCUGGGUUAGUAGCACCACAUUCUGUGCCACACUGACACGGCUACCACUGUGCUUGACCGUCAGAUCAUAGUUUCCUGAUUCUGUAGUGAUUAGGGGCAGGGACAGAACAAUGGGCUGUUGUAAAUACGGGGUGCAGAAUAUUUAUUUUUCUUAAUAUGUAUUUUAACUGCACUGGUUGUGUCCAAGUGAGUCCUCACUGAUGGAAGUGAGCCGAGGGCAGCGUGUGGUACCGUUGUGUUCGUGGUCAGUCUGUGGUCAGUCUGUGGCCAGCCACGGUGUGGGUGGUGGGACCGCCCGGUGCAGCCGCCCCUUCACUGUCCUGGAAGUGCUUUCCUAGACAAAGUAAUAAAUCGUCUUUAUUUACUUAUCUGACUUCCUCGAUUUUAUACCUUUCUGAAAAAGUAGUGUCCGUGGUUUUGAUAUCGUUGAUUUAAACCUUUAAAAGAUUGUUUUAUUUUUAAAAUAAUGCAUGUCUAUUUUGGAUAUUUUGGGGAAUAUGUUAUGAAAGAAUAUACAAGUCACCCAGGACCCUGUCCCCCAAGACCAUGCUCCUGCCACAUAGAUGAGCUCCCACCCCGACGCUGUGGGAGAGCAGUGGGAACCCCCGCAGAUCAUCUCUCCUUCCUGCCCUAAGUUUUUCCUCUUCUAAGCAUAUAAAAAUGGUUUGCGGUUUCGCGUCUUUGUAAAUAAAGAUUUGGGAUUUUCAGUAUCACUGUCUGUGCUGACCUGGUGCUGAGGGCCAAUGAUGUGCUUCCCCCGGGACAUGGCGUGGAGCCCUGGACGUCUGUGGGUCGCAGGAGGGGCUUUUCCUGUUGACCCUUCUCGGGUUUUGCUGGCUGUGCACUGUCACGGGAGGCAGGGUGUCGCUGACUCCUGCUGCACACGGAGGAACUGGGAUGGGCAAGCUGUCAGCAGCUCAUGUGAGGCUCUCCGGCCCCUUGAGACGAAGGAGGAGCAGAGCCCCAGGGAUGGCAUCACAUGUUGGAGGAUGUGUCCAGACUACUCCUGUGACCGGAAGUGGUUAGGAUUUUCCCGGCAGCGACACAUGGAGCGCCUGAGCUCCCCAAAGAAGGCUGCUGCGGGCUCCCUCCCCCGGCGCUCUUGGCCGAAGUGAGGGACAAGGUGUGUCCACAUUUCUUUGUAUGAUCGACUGUGGGUUUUUGUUUUGGGUAAGUUGCCUCACGUGUGUCUUUUGCCGGUUUUCACUGUUGGUCUUUUUUGGUGUUGAUUUCUUCUUAAAAGGACGUUGAAGUUUGAGCUCUUGUCCCCCAAACAUGUGUCCAUAGCACAGAGGGGAGCACAGCCGCUGCGCUCUGCUAGCCCGUCCGGGGGGUCCGUGGGAGGCCCGGCCGAGCUGCGGACAGUGGCAGCUUUCUCAGCGGCCUUGGGGAAGACACGGAGUGAGUAGAGGCCACAGGCUGAGCAGAAGGCAGACGGCAUCCAGGCAGCCAUCAGUCAUGUGCAGGAGGGGGUGAGACGCAGAAUUGUCCUGAACUGCACACUGGAACGGUGCUUUGAAUGCGGGUCUGUUAGGGGACACUGUGAGCUGGAGACCCCACAGCAUGUCUUCUGUGCCUUCAGCCCGAGAGGGCCAGCCCGAGGCACCCGGUUACGCCUGAGGCAGGACACGCACCGGGUGGGCCUCAGCGGGCACUGCCAGCCAGGAAGGCCGUCCAGAUGCAGCCUUGCCCCUUUCGUGGCACAAGAAGCUGUUUCUCACCCGGUGUGUGGCCACAGAGGACGGAGAUGACCUCUAACCCCUCACCACGCGCCCCUGUUGAUGGUUCAGGUCUCUGUACGAGGAACUAGGUCUGCUGUAGGACACUUAACGUCUGACUGCUGACAGCGUGUGCUGUAAAUGCUGUCCUUAGACCCCCAGACCCCUCGUCAAGUGUUGGUAUUUGUGCCCCGUGACCUGCUGAGCUCAGACCGGUGGUCACUGUGCAGACGCCCACACGUGUCCACACGCAGCUGGAGUCUGGGCACCCUGACGGCCUGGGCUGGGGCCUGUGGUGCCACGCCAGCCGCAGACAUCGGUCGUGCUUCCCGCCGACGGAAGGCUUUGUUUCCUCUGUGAGUGUGAGGGUGCCGUGUGCUUCCUGUAGACGCCUUUAUCAGGUUGGGGCUUAACCUUCCGGUUGUACUUUCUUGAGGAUUUUUUUAAUCAUAGAAGAGUAUUGGAUUUUGUCAUGCUUUUCCACAUCCGUUGAGAUCACGUGGCUUCAUCCUUCAUCCGGCUCAUGUGGCACGAAGCAUUGAUUGAUUUUUUGUUGUUCCUUUACGAUGUUACUUUUAAGUGACCUCCACACCCACUGUGGGGCAUAGACUUACAACCCCGGUGUCAGGGGUUGUGUGCGGCACUGAUGGAGCCUGCCACGGGCCCCACGUUGGUUGCCUUUUGCACGUGGAACCACCCUUGCAUUCUGGGCUGAAAUCCCACUAGGUGGUGGCGCUAAAUCGUCCUUUUCGUACCGACUUGCUGGUUUAGGUUUGCUGAUACCACACAGGCUUUCCAUAGGUGAUCUCAGUCUGAAUUUCUUGGGCUGUCUUCGUCCUGUUGUGGUCAGGGUGAGGACGUCCGGGCAGACUUAGGAUGAACUCGCCUUGGCAGUGGUCGCUCGGCUGUUUGAGGGCAGAGUGUGGGAGGGACCCCGGUGUUACUCUGCUUCAGACGCUCAGUCGAGCUUCAGGGCUUGUGCUUCUUGACGAGCAGCUUCCUUCUUGACGAGCAGCUUCCUUCUUGACGAGCAGCUUCCUUCUUGGAAGAUCCUUUCUCUUUCAGAGGCAAAGGCCCCCACGAUAACCCGCCGCCACACGGUCUGCUGCUCGCCCCACAGUGACCAGCAGGAG